AUGGGCUUCCCGGACAUUUUGCAGGAGUACAGCAGACAGCGGAGGGAGAUCUCGGCGUGGCGCCACAAGGAAUGCAGGGAGCUGGCGGCAGGAACGCAGAAAGACGAAAGUCGACAGGUCAACGCUUCCUGGUCGGAAAAGCAGCCAACACCGAGCCGAGGGCCUCCCUUCUGCGAUUCUUCAAAGCCUGACAUGAACACACACGCAACACACACACGUGCACAACGAGAAUGUGUAACUCAUCAUCUUUUUCUCUUUCUCAUUGGUUCAUCUGUGGUCUGUGGGAGUUGCUCACCUCUUUUCUCUGCUGUGGCGAUGAUUCAAAGCCAGAUCGGAAGCCAGUACACCUGCUAGCAGGAUAGGGCGCGCGAAACCAUCGCCAGCAGUCCCGUCCCCUCUCCAUUUUCUUCGCUUUUCGGCCUCCCCCUGUCGUGUUUGUGAGCCUUUUCGCUCCCCCAUCCUUCGCUCGUCCGCUUCCGCUCGUCCGCUUCCGCUCGUCCCUCGCCCAGUCCCUCACCCCGACACACUCGGUCUCCCCUCACACUCACACAGACAUGUAAGUCGCUGCGGAGAGGGGUGCGCAGGCCCACUUGAUGCUCACCGGCUCCCCUCCCCCUGUGCAGGCCCGUGAAGAUUGGGAUCAACGGCUUCGGCCGCAUCGGCCGUCUGGUGUUCCGUGCCGCCAUGGACAACAAGGACGCGGUGAGUGAGAUGACUGCCUGCCCUCUCUGGGCCGCGUGUGUGUCUGCGUGGGGGAGAGAAGAGGGGGUGGCGGGGGGACAUCUGGAGUGCAUGUGUGUUGGGUGCGACAUGACUGUGUAUGGUCGUGUGGUGGUGUGUGCAGGUUGUGGUGGCGGUCAACGAGCCCUUCAUGGACGUCGACUACAUGGUCUACCAGCUCAAGUAAACAGAGGAGUGACCACGACACUCAGACAGACCGACACACAGACCGGCACCACCACAUGUGGGGAAGAUCUGCUUUAUCUGCUGCUGUUGUCCACCAGAUAUGACAGUGCCCACGGCCGCUUCCCAGGCAAGAUAGACAGACAGACGGAGAGACGGACAGAAAGACACGACAGUGCACAGACCGACGCACGCCUCUUGCCACUGCAUGCGCCGCGUUGACGCUCUGAUGCGCUGUGUGUGUGUAUGUGUGUGUGUGUGUGUGUGUGUAGGGACUGCUGAGAACAAGGACGGCAAGUUCAUCGUGAACGGCAAGGAGAUCAAGGUGUACAUGGAGAAGGACCCCGCAUCCAUCAAGUGGGGCGAGGUACGUACCCUACCUCACCACCAGUGUCUCAGCCAGCACACAGACAGACGAACACGUGUGCACGUGUGUUGGUGUGGUCUGGUGUGGUGUGGUGUGGUGCUGUCGUGUGUUGUGGUGCGGUUGAUCAGGCUGGUGCUGACUACGUUUGCGAGUCGACUGGUAUCUUCACGACGACGGACAAGGCCGAGGCGCACAUCAAGGGCGGCGCCAAGAAGGUCAUCAUCUCGGCCCCUCCCAAGGACGACACACCCAUGUUCGUCAUGGGCGUCAACGCGGUAGGUACACACCGUGUCGCCCGUUGUGGGAGGGAGGGAGGGCACAUGCAACGCAUCUGUAUCUAUCUGGUGUCGGGUGUUGUGUAUCUGUCGCAUGCAGGACAAGUACACGAGCGACCUGAAGAUCGUGUCCAACGCCUCGUGCACCACCAACUGCCUCGCACCCCUCGCCAAGGUCAUCAACGACGAAUUCACCAUCGGUACACACAACACACCACACACAACUGCAUGCACUGUCAAUGUUUCCGUGUGUGUGUGCGUGCGGUGCAGUUGAGGGUCUGAUGACGACCGUGCACGCGACGACCGCGACCCAGCUGACCGUGGACGGCCCCUCCAAGGGCGGCAAGGACUGGCGCGGCGGCCGCAGCGCCUCGGCCAACAUCAUCCCGUCGUCGACUGGUGCCGCCAAGGCUGUGGGCAAGGUGAUCCCCGAGCUCAAGGGCAAGCUGACUGGCAUGGCCUUCCGCGUGCCCACCAUCGAUGUGUCGGUGGUCGACCUCACCUGCAAGCUCGGCAAGCCCGCCACAUACGACCAGAUCGUCGCCGCCAUCACCAAGGCCGCCCAGGGACCCAUGAAGGUCAGUAGCUCACACACAAACACACACACUCAAUGAGACGGACGAAUGGGGUGGAUGGAUGGAUGGAAGCACUCUGUUUUGUGUGUGUGGUGUGGUGUGUCAGGGUGUGUUGGACGUGACUCACGAGGAGGUUGUGUCCCAGGACUUCCUGCACGACGCGCACUCGUCGAUUUUUGACGUCAAGGCCGGCAUUGCCCUCAACGACACGUUCGUCAAGCUGGUCUCCUGGUACGACAACGAGUGGGGCUACUCCAACCGGUGAGUGCGGGGGCAGGGAGGGGGGGAGGGCACACAAACACAGGCAGGCAGACUGACAGACACAAACACAGAGGGAAGCAUCAGCAGCACACAUGGGCGUGUGUGUGUGUGCAGCCUGGUGGAGCUGGCCCUGCACAUGGCCAAGAAGGACGGCAACUUCUAGACAGAGGGAGAGGGAGAUAGACGCAUCGACAGACAGAUGCAAACGGAGAGAGAGCGGGAAAGGGAGGGGAAGGGGAAGGGGGAACACACACUCUUAUACACACACACUACGUAAACGUAUACGUACACAUGGCAUACGUGAGCGUCCGUCAGUCGAUCGAUCGUCACUGACCUCUGUCUGCCUCUUUUUCUCCACCUUUUUGAUCACCCUGCCGCCCUCCCUUCCUGCCUGCCUGCCUGUCCGCCUGCCUGUGUGUCUCUGUUGGUCGUCCUGUAAGAACACACCCACGCUCGUAUGUCUCAACGCGACCACACAGCACACAGGCAGACCGACUCAGACAUGCAGCAGCAGCAGCAGCAGGAAGAAUACCUCAAUUUUCGACUUGGUAGCGCAGAGAGAGAUAUGAUAAUGCUUGCGAGGUGACUGCCUGCCCGACCAGUUUUGUCUUUUUUCUCCCCUAGAUCAACCGAUGGACGACAGAGUGGCUGCCUGCAUGUGUGGCGUGCGCGUGGCUGAUUUGGAGUUUGCUUUGCCGACCGACAUAUAGAUGUGUGUGUGAGUGUCAGUCAAUCAAGUCAGGGAGAGACAUAGCCUGCUUGCCUGCAUCGUUUUUGGGCGAGAAUCUGCCCCUUUCACAUGCGCCGAGAGUGUUUUGUUUGUUUGUGUGUGAGUGUGAGUGUGCCGAGCCGAUGCAAAUGAAUGAACGCGUACAUCCGAGUUUAAUGAGCGUGAGUGAGUGGCUGAGUGAGCGAGUGAGCAUUUCCUCCGUUUGUUUCUUCUCGAGACAGCCAGGUCAGUGAGACAGGUCAAUGAGCAGCACAGACACACACAUGGACUACAUCCUACUACCACUGAAAGCGCUCCUCUGCCAUUCUUGUGCCUGGUGUCCAUCAACCUGAGAGUCAGAGCGAG
Molecule: messenger RNA, 3456 nt
Organism: Vitrella brassicaformis
Lineage: Eukaryota; Vitrellaceae
Source: the annotation of a GenBank genome assembly